This is a messenger RNA of Formica exsecta, 1942 nucleotides long. It is a transcript of the gene Hsdl2, whose product is annotated as hydroxysteroid dehydrogenase-like protein 2. The coding region runs from base 1 to 1236 and encodes 411 amino acids. NCBI's taxonomy places the organism in Eukaryota, Metazoa, Arthropoda, Insecta, Hymenoptera, Formicidae. Gene Ontology annotation, cellular component: mitochondrion. The record is from RefSeq and is a predicted model, not a curated record. The transcript is spliced from 8 exons.
AUGAUUAACACAGGGAAGUUGGCUGGUCGCACUAUUUUUAUUACAGGAGCUUCAAGGGGUAUUGGAAAAAGUAUAGCAUUGAAAGCGGCGAAAGAUGGUGCAAAUAUUGUUAUUGCUGCAAAAACUGCCCAACCACAUCCAAAACUACCGGGUACCAUUUAUACAGCAGCUAGCGAAAUUGAAGCGGUUGGUGGUAAAGCUCUACCUUGCAUUGUGGAUGUGCGCGAUGAAGCCCAAGUGAUUAAUGCAGUAGAAAAUGCUGUCGCAAAAUUUGGCGGUAUAGAUAUUGUAGUGAACAAUGCAAGCGCUAUUUCUUUAACGGGCACUCUCACAACCGACAUGAAAAGAUACGAUCUGAUGAAUAAUAUUAAUGCUAGAGGAACUUUUCUUGUAUCAAAAGUUUGUUUACCAUAUCUGAAGAAAAGUGCAAAUCCACACAUAGUUAAUAUAAGUCCGCCACUAAAUAUGAAAGCGAUUUGGUUUAAAAAUCAUGUUGCAUAUACAAUGGCCAAAUAUGGAAUGUCUAUGUGUGUUCUCGGUAUGGCGGAGGAAUUUAAACCUGACGGUAUCGCGGUUAACGCUGUUUGGCCAAAGACAGCUAUAUAUACUGCUGCAAUGGAGAUGUUAUCAGGUUCGGAGUCGAGUGAUAGUUGUCGAAAACCUGAAAUUAUAGCAGAUGCUGUUUACACUUUGCUUUGUAAAGAUAGUAAAUCUAUUACUGGGCAAUUUCUGAUUGAUGAAGACAUAUUAAAAAACGAGGGCGUUGCUGAUUUUACAAAUUAUGCAUGUAAUCCAGCAAACAAGAAUAAUUUAAUGAUGGAUUUCUUUUUGGAUGAUAACAAUAUUUUGGAUUCUCAAGAUAAAAAACAUAAUUCUGAUAAAACGAAUAAUAAUGAAGUGGGAAAAGUGGAACGUAUAUUUAUUGCAAUUAAUGCACAUUUAAGUAACGAACUAGUAAACAGAACUGGUGCAAUAUAUCAAUUUAAUGUAAAAGGGAAAGAAGCUGGGACGUGGUUUUUGGAUUUAAAAAAUGGGAAAGGCGCUACUGGAAAAGGAGAACCAAGUCAACCAGCAGAUGCAACGCUUACAAUGGAUUCAGAAAAUUUCUUUGCCAUGUUCUCAGGUAAACUAAAGCCAACUGCAGCAUUUAUGACAGGCAAGUUAAAUAUUAGUGGAAACCUGCAAAAAGCUAUGAAAUUGGAGAAAUUAAUGGGUAGUUUAAAAGCCAAAUUGUGAAACUGAAAUAUGAUAUAAUGUUGUUGAAGAAUAUCACAUAUUUUAUAUUUUUAUAUAUGAUAAUAGAGAGAGAGAGAGAGAGAGAGCAAGCGAAGAUAUUUCUCUUAAUAAUUAAAAAACAAAUUAAGCCUAAAGAUACAUUUUAUAUACGCACAUCAUAUGUGCAAUUCUUAUCUUCCAUAAAGCUAAGAAAAGCAUAUGUUAACACAAUUGCAUUUUCGACUAAAUUUGUUUGCCCAAUUUUGGCACCAGUAUUUCCUUAAAAAAUUUAAUUGUAAAUCUCGUUCUUUUAAAUGCUCAAUUCUGGAUAUUAAUUUUGACCAACUAUUAAAUUAAAGCCUUAUUAGAAAGUUUUAUGUGAAAUAAAGUUAAAGAUCUUGCUCUUAAGUCAUCAAUAUUUGCUAAAAAUACGUUCAAAAUUCUGCAUAUAAAUUUUAAUGUAAAAACUACUGAUAUUUCAGUAUUUUUUAUAAGGAAAUAUAGUUUCCAAAUUGAGGUUAAUAACAUUGUUCAGACAAAUGCAAAUAAAUAAAAAUUAUAAGUGCAAAUUGCUACAAAUUAAUACUCACUUUAUUAGUAUCAGUAUUUCUGGCUGAAUUGUUUAUGAUUGUUUCUAUGAAACAAAGCAUCUCUUUAUUUCAAAAAAUUUUGUGUAAUACGUAACAAAUAAUCACGAAAACAAAAAAUAUGUAGAUAUAAAAAAUAA